AUGCUCGGUCCUUACGUGGAUGCACCAACCGCCCAACUUCUCUUGCCGCAGGCCCGUCAGAUGCCCCAGAUUGCGUGGCAGAUUAUUAGAAACGCUCUGGAGCAGAACCCACACGCAAGAGACGAUAUUAAUUGCCUAACGGAACUAUUAGCGACCGGGGGCCAGGUAGCAAAUGGCAUCAAUACGGAUCGCCUUGAUACUAGUGCAGUCGCGGAGCCCUCUAACUUUUCACUAAAGCCUGCCGAAAGGCUUCCCUUGACGGAUGAAUGCCACCACUACACAGGCAAGCACGAGGUCCCCUGGGAUAUUCAGAAAUACUUUAGCCAACGGUACUCAAUCUUCUCGUAUUAUGAUAGUGGAGUUCACAUGACCGAUGAUGCUUGGUUUGGUGUUACACCCGAGCCUGUAGCAAACCAAAUUGCGUACGAGCUCUCUGAGGAUCAUUACGACCCAGAAAAGACCAUUCUCAUCGAUGCGUUUGGCGGUGCUGGAGGUAAUACCAUUGCGUUUGCUCUGUCAGAGCGAUGGAGUCGCAUAAUUGCUAUUGAACGAGAUCCUGCAACUCUUGCGUGUGCCCAGCACAAUGCCGAAAUAUACGGCGUUGAACCAGGUUCAGUAACUUGGAUUCUCGGUGACAGCUUUGAGUAUCUUGACCAGCUGGUUAAUAGCCCGGAAAAGCUACACCCAGACCUCAGAGUUGAUUUGCAGACCACGAUGGUGUUUGCCAGCCCUCCUUGGGGAGGGCCUGGGUAUAGAACCGAUGAGAUAUUCGACCUGAGCACUAUGCAGCCAUACAGCUUGAAUCAGCUGCAUGAAGCGUAUAAGAAAAUGGAUCAUGUGCUAUUCCUUCCGAGGACAAGCGACAUUCGUCAGAUUGCGAAACUCGCGCCCGAGGGGGAAAAACUUGAAGUCAUCCAAUACUGCGCAGAAGGGGCCAGCAAGGCCAUGGGCGUCUAUAUACCAGCAGAGAAACCGCCAGCAUCUAGCGACUGA
Molecule: messenger RNA, 993 nt
Organism: Trichoderma harzianum CBS 226.95
Lineage: Eukaryota; Fungi; Ascomycota; Sordariomycetes; Hypocreales; Hypocreaceae
Exons: 3
Coding region: 1-993 (330 amino acids)
Biological process (GO): 7-methylguanosine cap hypermethylation; 7-methylguanosine RNA capping
Cellular component (GO): nucleus
Molecular function (GO): RNA cap trimethylguanosine synthase activity
Source: RefSeq, a predicted model, not a curated record